AGAUUUUGAUUUCCCGUUAGCCCCCGUGUUUAGAAAGACGGUGGAAAAUGAGGUAGCCAUAUUGUAGUGGAGGACCAAAAAUAUAGCAAGUCAGAGAAGCACAAAACAGAGCUAGCCAAAGUUAAAUUAUUCAAAGAAACGUUCAGUUGGGAGGGAGAUCGUUGGCAAUUUAGCCAUCUAAGACCGGGAAGACACCAUGAGUGGAGGAACCCCUUAUAUCGGGAGCAAAAUCAGCCUAAUCUCGAAGGCCGAAAUUCGUUACGAAGGGAUCCUCUACACUAUUGACACUGAGAAUUCGACUGUCGCACUUGCAAAAGUUCGCUCUUUUGGCACAGAGGAUCGGCCCACCGAUAGGCCCAUCCCGCCCCGAGAUGAGAUCUUUGAGUACAUCAUCUUUCGCGGUAGUGACAUUAAGGACCUGACUGUAUGUGAGCCGCCCAAGCCAACAUGCUCUCUUCCUCAGGACCCGGCCAUCGUCCAGUCGUCCAUGGGCUCGGCCCCUCUGCCUGCUCCUGCUGCCGCAUCAGCAUCGUUUCAGUCGGUGGGCUCCUACGGCCUAUUCAACCGAGCCCCGGUGCCCCCGUACAACCAGUUCAGCACCAGCCCCUUGGUGUCCCCGCAGUUUGGCGCCGUUGGUGUCGGUAAGAGCCACAGCAGCACGAGGCCUGGAUAUGGAAGAUCAGUCCCUUCCUUUGGGAGUGACACAAGCUCAGCUGCACCCCAGUCUCAGAGCAGUGCUAUUGGCGCUGCUCUCCCCACUGAUUCACGCUCUCUGGGUACCACUACUACCCUUGUAUCUAAAGUCCGCACUAGCCCCUCUCUGGACCCUCUGAGGAAGAGCCCCACCCUAGAGCAGGUUGUCCAGGCCACCCCAUCGGGCCCCCCAGCCCCUGGCUUGGGCCGCAGGAGUCCCGCUCCCGGCCGCACGGCCCCCUCGGCUGCAGCUGCCGGCCCCGUCCACCAGAAGGCCCAGCAGCACCACCACCAUAUCCAGGACGGAGGUGAACCCAGGAGGACCGGCACAGAGGGCCAGAAAGCACCCAGACCAGAGUCUGAGCAGCAGGCGCCAGGUGAAGGCAGGGAUGCCAGUCAACGGCCAGCAGCUGGCUGCCCCCAACCUCAGAGGCGUGGUCGUGGUGGCGGACACCGCGGCAGGGGCCACUUCAACGUGCGCCGAGACGGGCCAAUGAAGUUCGAGAAGGACUUUGACUUUGAGAGUGCCAAUGCCCAGUUCAACAAGGAGGAGAUUGACAGAGAGUUCCACAGCAAGCUCAAACUGAAAGAUGAGAAGCCGGAGAAGGCAGCGGUGAACGGGGAGGAUAAGGGCGAUUCUGGGGUGGAGACCCUGAACAGCGAGGGCAACGCUGAUGAAGGGGGAGAGGCCCUAACACCUAACGUAUACUAUGACAAGUCAAAGUCUUUCUUCGACAACAUCUCCUGUGAUGACAGCAGGAAAGCUGCAGAAAGAUCUGGAGGAGGCUCUGGUUUCCCACGGGAGAGAAGGCAGACCUGGGCCGAGGAGAGGCGGAUGAACUCGGAGACGUUCGGCAUCCCUCUGCGUGGGGGUCGGGGCCGUGGGGGCUACCGUGGGCGGGGCGGCAUAGGCUUCCGCGGGGGCAGGGGACGCUCGGCCAGCAGAGGGUCCUUCGGCCCCCCCCAAGGAGGCCACGGCUACAGGGGAGGAUACAACAGAACAAGCCAGGGAGGACGGGAGUUCUCAGAGAACUUUGAGUACAGGAAGGAUAACAAGGUGGCCGCGUAAAACAACUGGAGGACGGAUCAACAGAGUUGCAACACCUCAUGUUUAAAAAUAGUUUAGGUUGCUACUUUUGACUAAAGGAAUGAAGAUGUUCUAGCUGUAUAUUUGUCACCAGCACUGGGUUAGACUGCUUGAAUGCAACUUAUUUUCCAUAUCUUUUAACAAUGGAAAUGAUGCAAUAUGUCAAACACAAAUGUCAUGAUCUCUUCAAAACUAUUUCCAGGUGGCUUAAUUGUGUAUAAGUAUCUUAUUUCAGAGGGAUAUCAGUAUUUUUUUUAUAUUUUUUUUUUGCAAUUAGAUUUUUUUUCCUUUUUUCUCCUAAACUUGUAUUUGAUCAUAUUCUGUUAAGUGUAGAAGGCUGUAUACAUGAGCCUUCCAACUGAGGAGCACUGACAGAGGUUUAUUUGUUUGGAUAUAUCCUGUUAUAACUUCAGCGGAAAAAUAGUCAGUGGGGUCCGUCAGUUACUUCCGUGUAUACUACACAUACCAUACCUAGUACACUAGGCAUCUAUUUAUCCCACUUCUCUAAAUGGCAGAGCUUGUGGUUUUUUGCUAAAUAUUCUCAACUUUUUGUCAAUAUUCUGUUUUUCAUUUACUUCCAGCUCUUACUUUAGAUGUUUUUAUUAGGGCUUUAUCAGUCUUCUGUUAAUGCUGGUUUAAACCAAGAAGGAAUCAUCUGUAUUGUCUGUUACUCUCAUUCUACACUGUAGUGUAUGGAGGAUAGAGAUGGUGCUAGAUGUUAACACUUAGCUUUAUUCUUCUGGUUUUGUGAUAUAGUUUAACUCUGGAUGCGUAACUAGGAGUAGGGAAGGAUAGGUCAGUAAUGGCGCAUAAGUCAGAACUAAUUUUCUUUAUUUUAAAAUGUUCUGUAUAUUGCCCUGUACUCAAGGGCUCCUGGUAUUGUGUGACUAGAGUUGUAUAAUGCUGCUGUUUGCUACAGUUCUUUUUCUAGUGUCAUCUACAAGAGCUAGCUAAAGCAGGCCAUCUAAGUAUGCUUCUUCCUGACAAAUGGCCCAGUUUAUCAUUGGUUACAUUUUUGUUUGUAACCUUUCUAUGGAACUUCCCAAAUGUUGAUUAUUCACUUUUACCUCUUUUUUUGCCAGGCAGUUGCUUCUGAAUUGGUUAAAACCUCAUCCUGAAUUCCCCAUUUCUUUCAAACAGGAAUGGCAGAAAUAAUUUCACCCACCAACAUUGCUUAGUACUUGAGAUGUCUGACAGAGAAACCAUGUUCUGACUAAGCUCUUGAUUCGAUGCCACUAACUCUGUCAUCGCACUGCAUGGUGGUUGAUAGCCUGCUGCAGCUACACAAGGGCAGAAGAAUUACUGAGUUGAGUACGUAGACUAUUAGAACAAGGUGCAUAGCCAUUUGGUUUUAGCGAAAUAGGCAUUAGUUACAUAGCAACAUUGAAGCUAUUUUUGGAGGAUUUGAAUGAUGGGGCACAAGUUGGGUAAAGGUUGGUUAAUGGGAAGUAAUGAACUUUGACUGAGUAUUAGAAAGGUACACACAGUUGCACUUUUACUAUUGAAGUCAUUUUAUAAACAGUUGUCUUUUUGUUAAUUUGUGUAUACUGAGGAUGUAUUCCAGUUCUGCUAACUGGAUGACAAUAUGUAUGUGUCACCCUAGUCCCUAUAUAGUGAACUACUUGGCUCUGGUCAAAAGUAGUGCACUUUAUAGGGAAUAGGGUGCUAUUGGGGACACUUACAAUAAUGUUACCAUGGUAACUGCACAGUGCUAUUUGGUGAACUAGGCACUCCUUCAUUUGAAAAUGUACUAGAUUUAUUCAGAAGUAUGUAAAUGUCAACAUUGCAAUAUUUGAACGUCUUGAUAAUUUCCAUUGAAGGAUAGUUAUUCCCUGGCAUUGAGGCACUGUAGUGGAAAGUGUUUUUGCUUCUGUCCCCAUUUAACUUUUGAAAGCUUCAGGUAAUUUAAAAAGUACCAAACAUCUACGUACGACCCUCGUCUAAUUUAGUUAGGUUGUGUUUUAAGUCCAGCAUAGAAUGGUCUUUUCUCUUCCUAUUAUUUUGGCAAUGUUACUCAUGCAUGUCACCUGUUGUAAUUUGUUCAGAUACUCUGUCCAAAAAACUAAUUUGGCACCUUAUUGACGCAUGCAGAAAAGUCAAUAACAUGUUAAAUUGGAUGGGGGAUGCUCAAAUUCUCACAAGUGUCUUAGAGGCGUCUUGUCUAGGACGUAGGGUGGUAAUGUAGAAUGGCUGGUGGGAUAGGAUGAAUCUCAACUGUAUUGCCUUGAUUUCUCUUUCCUUGCAUCUUUCUCAAAACACUUUGGGAGACGAUCCUAUGCUUCAAUAUGCUUUGUGAAGACGGGGAGGACAUAAGGAAUCAAGGAAAUAGUUGAGAUGCACCUAUAGGAUCAUGUGCCUAGUUCAGGGGAAUGUCCUUUGUCUCCAUUUCAUGUUGGGUUGUAACAAAACGAAUGCACAGAACACUGCAUGAGGGUCCUGCACAUCAGAAGCUGCAAAAUCAUGACCCAAAGCAACGAAGAUACAAUAACUUACUGAAAUGUCUGUGCUGUGGGUAGUUUGUUUGCACUUCAAGAUCUUUAAUAUACAGACUUAAAGGUUAUUGUUUAUUUGGGUUACUUUUCCUAACAGUCUCUGGUGUCACAGCCACGUGUUUUGUCUCUAAACCCAGCAUGAUGAUCUCUCCUGUGGGCCUCAGUGGACUGUUUUUUUUUAUUUUAUUCAGAGCAUACAAUAAAAGUUGUUCAUUACAUUGUAUUUUUCCUCCUUAUGGUUUGAGUGUGAGUACCUGCUGAGUAUGCCAUUGCUUGUCUUAAUCAUUUUCCCCCUUCGCAGCUUCCUCAAAUAGAAAUGGUCAAUUCCA
Messenger RNA from Oncorhynchus mykiss (rainbow trout), 4601 nucleotides. RefSeq names its product LSM14A mRNA processing body assembly factor a (gene lsm14aa). Gene Ontology annotation, molecular function: mRNA binding. Gene Ontology annotation, biological process: P-body assembly; cytoplasmic stress granule assembly. Gene Ontology annotation, cellular component: P-body. NCBI's taxonomy places the organism in Eukaryota, Metazoa, Chordata, Actinopteri, Salmoniformes, Salmonidae. The record is from RefSeq and is a predicted model, not a curated record.